Talaromyces proteolyticus is the source of this 1975-nucleotide messenger RNA. Its product is annotated as cytochrome c oxidase assembly protein CtaG/Cox11-domain-containing protein. Gene Ontology annotation, biological process: DNA replication. Gene Ontology annotation, molecular function: ATP hydrolysis activity; DNA binding; copper ion binding. The record is from RefSeq and is a predicted model, not a curated record. Gene Ontology annotation, cellular component: mitochondrial inner membrane. Bases 34 to 1824 code for a protein of 596 amino acids. The transcript is spliced from 11 exons. Lineage: Eukaryota; Fungi; Ascomycota; Eurotiomycetes; Eurotiales; Trichocomaceae.
CUGCUUCUAAUGUUAAAAUAAAAGCAGCAAGGUAUGGCGCUACCUUAUGCACGGAGACUAAAUCCAUGCCAUAGGCAUUGGAUACAACAAUCACUCGCGAAAUCAACAUACAAUGACCUACGAUUCUUUUCACAACACUCGAAUCUCCGACAACAGCCGUCGCCGUACAGCAAUGCGGAGUCGAGGAAAAAGAAUACCUCUACAUUAUAUUACACCCUGAGCGUCAUAAUGGGCACCCUCGCUUUAGCCUAUGGUUCUGUACCGCUAUACAAAAUGAUCUGCCAACAAAUCGGCUGGAACGGCCAACCAGUACAAGUCCACACAAUUGGCUCAAGCGAUACCACCUCGCGCCUUCAACCCGUCACCGACUCACGGCGUUUACGCAUCACCUUCAACGGCUCGGUCUCCGACGUCCUACCCUGGAAAUUCACCCCUCAGCAGCGUGAAGUGCGCGUUCUGCCCGGUGAAACCGCCCUCGCUUUUUAUACUGCCACCAACAAGGGUCCUGCCGACAUCAUCGGCGUUGCAACCUACAGCGUCACGCCAGGCCAAGUCGCCCCAUAUUUUAGCAAAAUCCAGUGUUUCUGCUUUGAAGAACAGAAGCUGAAUGCCGGCGAGUCCGUCGAUAUGCCAGUUUUCUUCUUCAUUGAUCCGGAUUUUGCGAAGGAUCCGAGUAUGCGGAAUAUUGAUACAAUUACGCUGUCGUAUACGUUUUUUAAAGCGAGAUAUGACGACAACGAUAUGCCAUUUGAUAUAAUCUCCACGAUGGCUCUUCUCGUUGACAAACUGCGUCCACGCACACUCGAUACGCUCACUUAUCAUCCAGAGCUAUCAGCACGAUUGAGAUCCUUGGCUCAAAGCGGCGAUUUUCCCCAUCUCCUCGUCUACGGCCCAUCGGGCGCUGGCAAAAAAACCCGCAUCAUCGCCACACUAAAAGAACUAUACGGCCCCGGCGUCGAGAAAAUCAAAGUCGACGCGCGCGUCUUCCAAACAACGAGCAACCGCAAACUCGAAUUCAACAUUGUGUCUUCUGUCUACCAUCUUGAAAUCACACCCUCGGAUGUUGGGAACUACGACCGCGUGGUUGUGCAAGAACUCCUCAAAGAGGUCGCGCAAACACAGCAGGUCGAUCAAUCCGCCAAGCAGCGCUUCAAAGUCGUCGUCAUCAAUGAAGCAGACCAUCUCACCCGCGAUGCCCAGGCGGCGCUUCGACGCACAAUGGAGAAAUACAGUCCUAAUUUGCGCCUGAUUUUACUCGCGAAUAGCACGUCGAAUAUCAUCGCGCCGAUUAGGUCGAGAACGCUGCUGGUUAGAGUCGCCGCGCCGUCGGAGGCGGAUAUCACGGCUGUUCUGCGCGGUGCGGCGGAGAGGGAGAAUUGGGUGGUUGAGGAGUCGUUGAAUAGGAGGAUUGCUAGCGAGAGUGGGCGGAAUCUGCGCAGGGCGUUGUUGAUGUUUGAGGCUAUUUAUGCACAGAAUGAGAAAGUGUCUGAUAAAACCCCCAUCCCACCGCCAGACUGGGAGGCUCUGAUCUCUGUCAUCGCCGAUGAUAUUCUGGCAGAGCGCUCGCCGGCACGAAUACUGCAGGUUCGAGAAAGGCUUUAUGAUUUGCUGACGCAUUGUAUCCCGCCCACGACGAUUCUCAAGACCCUCACCUUCAAACUAAUCACAAAAGUAGACGAUGCCCUAAAGCCAGAGGUCAUCAAGUGGUCCGCCUUUUACGAGCACCGCAUUAAACUCGGCAGCAAAGUCAUAUUCCAUCUAGAAGCCUUUGUGGCAAAGUUUAUGCGUAUCUAUGAAGGAUACCUAAUGAACAUGGACUUUUGAGUUGAAUGUUUGGGAUGUUUGCACGGCGCAUAUGUGGAAACCGAGUGGGAUUUUGUAUGGGUGCAUGGUCGUUAGACGAUUUUCUGAGAAAUGACAAUAUUUAAGCAGUCUUUUUAGCUUGUAGUUCAUGUAAUACCAAUUCAUUACGCAG